CACCAUUUAUCACGCUCUGUGUCUCUCGACACACCAAAGAAACAGCGGCGAACAGUUUUCUUCUCCACCUCACCCUGGUCCUGGAUUCCCGAGAAAAUUCCCCGAGAAAAUAGAGAGGAAUUCGAUUCCUCUUCUUCGGAGACUCUUCCAUUUGAUCGUGUUCGCUCCUCGCUGCCGCCGUGUUUGGUUUGGUUUGGUUUCGCUCUUCAGUUACAGAACUCAUAUCAACCGGAAGACGAAACGAGGCGUCGGACGUUCCGCGGCCAGCUUCUAGCGCCGUUCUCCUUCAGAUCCUCGGAGACUUGGAGUUACAAAUCGCCGCAUUUGCAGACUCCUAGUCGUAUCCCAGGGUUUCUAGACAUUCAAUAGGGAUUACUGUUACCAUAUGGCUGUCUUCUUCCUCUUCCUCAAAGCACUUCGAACUGGGAUAUGAUUAGCAUUGUCAGACACACUACUUUCGCUUGCCAGUUUUCACCUUCUGUAUCGAGCGAGACUGUGACUUAAAAUGCCUCCACGCAGUGUAAACACUAGAAAAGCAAAUGAAAAAAUGAGGAUUGUUAUAAUGACUCUUGCUGGUGUAAUUUUUGGCUUCUUUUUGGGAGCAUCUUUUCCAGCGCUGUCAUUAACUAAGAUGAAUUUACCAUCCAGCAUUUUACCCUCCAUUGAUCUUGCGUACCUUGAGGACAAGUAUUCAGAUCUGUCAACCCAAGCACUACUGAACGUAUGGUCUUCUCUGAAGCUGAACAAAGCCAACAAAAACCGAAGUCACAAAAACAACAACACAAAGAUUUGGGUACCAACAAAUCCUCGAGGUGCAGAGAGGCUUGCACCUGGUUUUGUUGAAUCUGAGUCAGAUCUCUAUCUCCGCAGAUUGUGGGGUUUGCCAAGCGAGGACUUGCUGGUGAAACCAAAGUAUCUUAUGACCUUUACCGUUGGAUAUGAACUGAAAAAGAAUAUAGAUGCAGCAGUAAAAAAGUUGUCAGAGAACUUUACUAUUUUACUUUUUCAUUAUGACGGUCGGACAAGUGAAUGGGAAGAAUUUGAGUGGUCAAAGCAGGCCAUCCACGUUAGUGUUCGGAAGCAAACUAAAUGGUGGUACGCAAAACGUUUUCUACAUCCUGACAUUGUGGCACCUUAUGACUAUAUAUUUAUCUGGGAUGAGGACCUUGGGACGGAGAAUUUUGAUGCAGAGGAAUACCUUAAACUGGUGAGGAAGCAUGGAUUGGAUAUUUCUCAGCCCGGCCUCGAACCAAAUAGUGGUUUUACAUGGCAGAUGACCAGAAAGAAGGAUGGCCGUGAAGUUCACAAAGAAACUGAGGAAAGACCUGGCUGGUGCAGUGAUCCACAUCUGCCGCCAUGUGCAGCAUUUGUUGAGAUCAUGGCACCUGUGUUUUCUCGAGAUGCAUGGCGUUGUGUUUGGCAUAUGAUUCAGAAUGACUUGGUUCAUGGAUGGGGCCUUGACUUUGCUCUUCGAACAUGUGUAGAGCCUGCUCAUGAGAGGAUUGGAGUUGUAGACACUCAAUGGGUUCUUCAUCAGACGGUUCCUUCACUCGGGAACCAGGGUCAAGCUGAGAAUGGAAAAGCACCAUGGGAAGGGGUAAGGGAGAGGUGUAGAAGAGAAUGGACAAUGUUUCAGGACAGGAUGAAUGUCGCAGAGAGGGUCUAUUUCGAGGCGAUGGGAAUCGAUCCGCCCAAUACCACCGUCUCCUCUUAGGCCUCUGCCCAAACGGACAGUCCGAACAACUAAUUUGCUGCUCUGAUCUCUGCCAGGGCCCUAGUUCUGUUCCCUCCUUAUUUGGCUGCUUGCUUUAGAGUGGCAGCUUUGAAAAGUAGAUAUGAGACCAAUUCUGAGUUAGUAGUAGAUAAGAAACUUUUUCAUAUUCUUUUUUGCAAA
Diospyros lotus (date-plum) is the source of this 1894-nucleotide messenger RNA. RefSeq lists its product as uncharacterized. The coding region runs from base 506 to 1714 and encodes 402 amino acids. The record is from RefSeq and is a predicted model, not a curated record. Lineage: Eukaryota; Viridiplantae; Streptophyta; Magnoliopsida; Ericales; Ebenaceae. The transcript has 15 exons.